AUGCGUCUCUCCACCCCCCUCUCCCUCCUCCUCGCCCCCCUCUCCGUCUCCGCCAUCAUCACCGGCCUCACCGCGCCCCCCACCAUCACACCCAACAGCAACAUCACCCUCACGCUCACCACCAGCGACUACAUCCAAGCCGUGACCGACGUAUCCUGCGCCUUCGGCAUCGCGCCAGGCGCCGGCUACCCAGACUCCCUCGGGACACUGAUCUACUCGGCGUACCUGGGCCCCGCGCUCUCCAACACGCUGCAGCCGAUCCCCUUCACGGUGCAAGUGCCGGCGGGGACGCAGACCGGACCGGCGCUCGUCGCGGUGGCGGUUACGAGUCUGUAUGGGGUGGAUAAUGAGCCUGUGGUGAACCUUUUUAAUACUACGGUUACG
Messenger RNA from Amorphotheca resinae ATCC 22711, 384 nucleotides. RefSeq lists its product as hypothetical. The record is from RefSeq and is a predicted model, not a curated record. The transcript has a single exon. Lineage: Eukaryota; Fungi; Ascomycota; Leotiomycetes; Helotiales; Amorphothecaceae. The annotation marks the transcript as partial.